AUUAUAUUGAAAUAAAAUUAGACGCUAACAGAUUUGAGCUUCAAUCAUAGUUGAAGGAUUUCAGUAUUUCGUGCCGCUAACAGGACGGUGAAGUCAUUAUUAUUUUUACAUCGCGUUUGAUAUUUCAUUGUCGACGUUACCUAGUGGAAAUUUACCUUCAACAGUAGUGAAUUGGUUAUUCGAUAUACCUUCACCGAUUUGUUGUGAUUUGAACUUGGCAAAAGUGAAACAGAAAGUGUUAGUUUUAAUUAGCAUGGAUGCAUCACAGAAUAACACCGUCAAAUCAGAGAUUCGACCUAAUUCAUGGAAAUCCGAUCCGCAGUUGAACCAGAAACAAGUCAAAAGAAUCGAGAAGAAUCCAAAUCAAAAACCAAACAAUGUGAUAACCUCGAAACUAAUUUCGAAAUCAUCCGAUUGGACUGAAGUAGAUCUUCAAGUACCUGACAAAGAAGAUCAUGUUCACCUUCCGAAUCCGAAACUUAAUUUAAUAUUCAAUAACGAAAAAGGAACCCCCACGCCGCCUCCUAGAAAACAUAAGAAAAAUUUACGAGAAAAACUUGAAGCCGUUGCAAAAACGGGAUUACAGGCGUUCCAGUCAAAAAAACAGGUUGAGAAUGUACCCAAACAACAAGUCGAAGUUGAAGAGCCAGUUUUUGUUAAAAAGACUAUAAAUUACAAGUGCCCAAUUUGUGAUGCAGACGAAUCAUCUCAUAAUCGCGAUCAUCAUCAUCAUCACGUCCAUAAUCAUACCAUUGAUAACGAUAAAAGCAAGAGUGGAAUGAAUAACAAGCUAAAUAACAUCAGAGAUAAUAGAGGAAGUUUGAAACGGAAGAAAAACUUAUCAGUUACUUCACUUCCAAAUUAUGACGAAUUGAAGUUAACUGUGGCAGAAUUUGACGAUAGUGAUAAAGGAAUAUCUGUACUAAACCCCGGAAAAGAUAUGCAUCCCUCAGAAAUUUCGUUACCAAUUGAUCACAAGAAAACGCCAGCUGGUUCUACAGGCAAAUUGGAUACGUAUAUAACUCGUUGUCGAAGUUUUGGAUCAAUUUUUCCUCAAAAAUUAAAAAAAUUACGACCUCGAAAAACACCGACCGACAUCGAAAGCGAUGACUCUUUUGGCGGUUUGGAAGAUUGGGAUUUGGGUUUAAUUGAACAUUAUAAUCCAAAAGAUGCAAGUUUACCGAGACCCAGGAAGCUUCCGAGAAACGAUGAUGCAUUGUUAGCAGACAUAGAGAGUAUGAUAGUAACAGAAGAAGAAAUAGAAAAAGAAACGCCCAAGCCGAAACCACGGAAAACAGAGUCUUUGGUGAAGAAAAUUAAUAGAGAAGCAUCAGAAGAGGCCCAUAAAAGAUCUACUGAGUUUCUUACUGCUACAAAUGCGACCGCUGAAACUAUCACACCCCCUCCUUCUCCUAUACCAGAGCCUUUAAUACGAAAAACUUCCACUAAGUUACCGGCCGAAAAAGACGAUAAGGUAGAGCAUUCAAACUUAAUAAAAAUUUUGGAGAAGUUUAGUAUGGAAAAUAAACAAAAUAAAAAUAAGAACGAAAAUAAUUUACCAAAGAAUAGCAGCAGUAAUGAAUCUUCUCUGACACCUUCGUUAGUGGAAUUUGAAAAAAACUUGGUCAAUUCUGUUGAAGACUGCAUCAAAGCGGAAAAUAUAAACAAAAAUAUUACUGAUAAGAACUUGAAUAAUAACGAGAAGAAAAUUGUUAAGGAUAUUAUAACUUGAAACAUUCACAUUUAAAAUAAGCGCCUUAAUUAUUUUUUAUAUGAUCAGAUGUAAAUAUGAUUCAUUUAUUUAUAAUCAGAUGUACAUAUUUUGUUAUUGAACGGGGUAUUUCAUAGGAAAAUCAAAUGAAAAUGAUGAUGCAAAUGGUUGAAAAACCAUCAUAAUGAGUUAAUAUGUUGAGACGUGAGCAUAGUAAAAACUGGAUUCAAAAUUUGGAAAAUUGUAAGCUGCAGAAACGCGUCAUUCUUUAUCAUCAUUAACAGUUAUAAUUGGUAAGACUUCUACAGCAAACAUCAUCACACAUCAGUUGGUUGGGGUCUGCUAAGUUCCAUAUUCUACUUUAUACAGAGGAAGAGUAGGUACAGGGGCGCAAAGGGUACAGUGGGAAAAAGUACUUAAUACAUUAUUAAUGAUUAGAUACCACCUACAUUUAGCAUCGAGUAAAAAAUUAACAAAUGCCACUCCACGUUUUGUUGGGUUAUACAUCAUAAUCAUUCCUGGUUCACCUGUUGCCUUGUCCAAAUCAUCAUCAUAGUUCCUAUUUGAGAUGAGUGAAUGGCGUUGGAAUGUAUGAAACCAUUGAGCAGUUUUUUCGUAAAACAAACAUUGAUGUCAUUUCUGAACGUUUUGAUGGGUUACUGAAUCGAAAAGGAAACUCCAUCUCAUUUUUCCCGAUUGUUUCCAAUUUCCACUACUUUGCUAAGACAGUUACCAAUUUCAAAUGGUCCCGGUGGUUGUCUAAUUUUUUUUUACUCCAUCAAGAUAAAUUAGUACUUUUAGCUUCACAAUAUUGAUGCAUAGGGCAUCGCUAUCACCUUCAAUAACUGUCUCUUACGAAUUCCAUUAUUUUGUUGAUUUUUCAACAAUAACAUCCAACAUGUAAACAGGAAAGAAAUAGCUCCAUAUAUAUUGUUUGGAUUUAUCAAACCUCUAGUGGCAGUUUUUGGCCUACGAAAAUGGUUUACAAUAUUAUAUAACCGGGUCCUAACAUUUUGGGCUGGUACAUCUUUUACCCGUUUAGUAUUGUUAUUUUCUUCCUAAAAAAUAUAAUGAUAGCUCAUCUUUUUUAUAUCUGCUUCCGUAUCUGUAUCCAAAUCUUCUUUAGUUUCUCUAUCAUCUUCUUUCUUCUGGCUCAUUGAAAACAACAGGCUUAUCGCUUUAACAAAAUUUGAAACAUUCUUUCAUUAACCGCUGAAGACGUUCCUGCUAUUUAUGAACGCACAAAUUGAUACUUAGUGGAGUCAAUAAGAUACUGUUUGUGGAGAGAUACUGAGAUCUUAAGAGGGUUGAAAUUCAGUCAAUCAUUUUGUUAAAGAACGUGGUGAAUCAUAUAAUAAGCAGACACUUACAGUGAAAGUCUUGUUCACUGUUUCACGCGCAUGAGUUCUGGCACACAUAUACGAGCCACACUAUUUUGGUGAGUCUUCGAAUUUGCUGUUUACAGAUGGACACACUCUUUCAGCUUACCUCCCAUUUAAGAUAGUUCUCCUUAUCUCUACACUCCAUAGUUCCAGAUUGUUUGUAACUAUUGAGUAAUGCGCUAUAUGAAAAAUGCGUUCCAACUGUAUUAGGUUCAAGUAAGGAACAAAAAGUUUUAUGUUCCAGGAAUACAUUGAACUUGUUUAUCUGUCGUUCAAGACUAGCAAAAAUGUUUUCGAUAACUUUCGGCUUCCCGUCUCCAUCAGGUUUACUGUUACCAUUAUUCGCUCACAAUGUUUGAUAGCUUGCUAUUAAACAAAAAAAAUUGAGAAUAUACAUGAGAUACUCCGUUUAAUUUUGCUAUUUGUAGAUAAUCCCUAUUAGAGAAUUUUUGUUAAUAUUGGAUAAAAUUAUAGUAUGAAUGUUAACUGUCUUAAUAUUUUUCAAUAAAAUAUAAAAGCACA
Molecule: messenger RNA, 3615 nt
Organism: Diorhabda carinulata
Lineage: Eukaryota; Metazoa; Arthropoda; Insecta; Coleoptera; Chrysomelidae
Product: probable basic-leucine zipper transcription factor E
Exons: 5
Coding region: 254-1732 (492 amino acids)
Source: RefSeq, a predicted model, not a curated record